AUGUAUUAGUAUUUUGAGGCUGAAGAAUAAGCUAAAUAGUUUCAAUAAAUCCUUAUACAAAGAGUUUUGAAAUAAGUCGCAUUUAAGAAAUGGGCUAAAAUAGUAAAAGCAAUAGGUGGCCCAACCCCACAAAUUAAACCCUAAAUAACAUUUAAAGAUCAAAAUCAUGACUAAUAGUCCUAAAAAAAUUCAGAUGCAGUUUAUUAAAUAUCAGACUUUGGAAAUGAUCCAGAAGAGGAUAUGAUUGAAGAAAAAUCAUAGGGAUAUAGAGAUAAAAAUAAACCAAUUCUUAAUUUGAAAUUUGGUGAUGUUUGCUAUUUGAAGUUUUAUACAGAUAGUGGUAAAAAAGGAAUUAUAUCAGGUGAUGGUAUUGCAAGUAAUAAGGUAGAAUGCCUUCCUUAAAAAUUCAAUUAAGAAUCCAAAAAACAGAAGUCAAAAUCUGAUAAUGAAGAUUAAGAAUCUUAAAAAAGUUUUGGAUAGUAAAAAGAUUACCUUGACUCUGUGGCAAAAAUGAUGUAACAAUAAGAAAAGCAAGAUACUUCGAUUUUUAGGAAAAGUGCACAGCAAUAGUUUAGAAAAUGCUUAUUCAGAGUUGUUAAUGAAAAGAAAUAUUUUUAUCAAGAAAAAUUCAACAAAUCAAAAUAAAUCAAUUAAGAAGAUAUCUUACACUUAAGUCCCAAAGUUGAGGAGGAAAAAAAGGAAAAUUAGCAAAAUUAUGAAAGAUUAAAAGGUUCUAACAUUUGUUAUGGUUAGAUUAUUUAAUUAGUCCAUUUGUAUAGUGAUUGCACACUAACUAUAAAUCCUAAUAUUUUAGCUUAGCAAAAUUGUUGCAGAGAAAUGAGCUUAGAAGAAAUAGAUAAUUAAUGGUCAAAUUUUAUUUUAGUUUCAUAAAAAAACACUAAAAAGUUUGGAGAGCCUGUUCUUUAUGGCGAUUAAAUACUUCUUUAGAGUGUAAUGGAUAAAAGUUAUUGGCUAAAUAUAGAUAAUGUAGGAGAUGAAGAAUUAGUCUCUCCUCUCGAAGUUAAUGCAUCUGAAUUUAACAUUCCUCUGAAGCUUUGCAACUAUUUAGACUUUAAAACAGUCGAAGAGAGAGAAGGAAGCUAGUUCAAAGGUAAAAUACUUUAGGCUGGUGAAGUAAUAAGACUUUUCAAUAGGAGCUUAAAUGGGUAUGUUGGAGUGAGAAGAAGUAAAAAUUUUGUUAGAAUAUUAAAAAAAAGAGCGGUUAGCUUCGUGCAAGAUAAUACUGAAAUAAAAAUGGAGUAAGACUAUUUUGACAAAAAAAAAUCUAUAGAAACUCUUGAGAAGAAUUUCGCGCUUUAUAUUUAGCAAAAGGAGGAGCAAAUUGAAUAAAAAGUAACUAAUUAAGUCAUAAAAGGUUCAAGCAAGAAACAGGGUAAUGAAUUAGAAGAUAUUGAAAUUGAUGAUAUUUCAGCUGAGAAGCAAGUCAAUGUAGACAUAUAAACUUUAUGGGAAAUUUAGAAAGAAGAAUCAUUUUCCUCUCAGAUACCUACUUACAAAGGAUUCUUUUACCUUAAAAACCUUGCAUCAAGUCUUUAUCUUGCUGUAUCAAGAAAUCCAAUAUAUUCUCAAAACUAAAAAUAUGUGUUCAGUUUAACUUUUGAUACAAAUUCUAAUAACCUCUUUAAACUAGCUUCUUCUAAAAGCUCUAAAAGGUCAGCAAAAGAUGAAUACAUCUAAUACAAUAAUAGUAUUCUUAUUUAAGGUAUAUCUGAUCCAAAAUUAAAGAGCAAGUCAUAAAUACCUCAAGAGAUUUUUAAAACCUUAGUUCUACAAGAGAAAAAAGAUGGUGAAAGAUAAAAUAUUGUUAUCGAAUGUGUUGAUAAGCUAGACAAGCAAUCGAAGGAAAAAUAUAUUUAUGAAAUUCUGAGUGUCAACAAAGAUUUAAGAUAAACAACUGAUAGGGUUUCAAGUCUUUUCCCAUUCUUGCUAGAUUUUUACAUAUUUUUACAAGACUGGGGUCAUUAAAUAUUGUAAGACUCAAAAGACGUCAAGUAUACCUAUAAACAAGCCUUCGAUAGUUAAAAGCAGCUAAAUAAUAAAGUAAUAGAUCUGUGCUAGAGUAUUGAUAAUUUGUCUUAGUUUUUAAGUGUAGAGGGGCAAUUAUUAAUGAUGAGAUAAGAUGUUAUCCGUGAAAGUGGAUUACUCACUCUCCUUAUUUUAAUUCUUCAGCAAAUCGAUUUUAAGAUAUUUGGUAAGCUAUACAGAGACAAAAGUUAAUAAGAGAAAAAUCAAAUAAUAUCUGAGAGAUCUGCAUAAAAGAUUGCUCAAUAAAAGCUUAAAAAAUGCAUAUCCAUUAUUUAUAAAAUAUUGAUAUCAUGUAUUAAAAGUAACUCUAAGUCUUGUUCGUUCUUAAUCAGUAGCAAAUAGUACCUAAGCUUCUUUUUGCUUUAACUAAAUAAAUACUCAAGUGAUGUAAAGCACUUAAUCAGAGAAGCUAUUAAAUGGAUGGAAGAAUCAGAUGAAAAGGAGAAGCAAAACAUUAAAGAUUGGUGUGACAAAAUAAAUAAUAUAUCUUCAUCUAAAUUAGGAAUCUAAAUUUUUAUUAUGGAAGUUUUGUCUUUGUCAAUGGUAAAUCCUAUGGAAGAAGCAAUUGAAGAAAAUCAAAAAUUCUGCAAAAAAUUAUUAUUCAAACCUACAAAAGAGUCUUAAUCUUUAAAUAAUACCUAAGUUUAACUCAAUAAAGUUAAAAUAGCUUAAAGUUCAAAUUAAUAUUUUAAUGUUAAGCUAGAGUAAAAAAAGUUAAUUUCCUUUUUACUAAUAGAUGAUAAUGGUAACUAAGUUCCAUGUGUCAUUUUCAAUAUGAUAGGAAAAAAUGCAACUAAAAUUGAUUUUGAAAAAGAUAAUCAAAAGCUUAAAUGGAUUCCUUAGCACAAAAAUGUAACAGCAUAAAAUCAAAGUAAUGCUUUCCCAUUCCCAUUCUUUUAGUAAUCUGAUUAUGAAGAUGGAAUCUAAAGUAAAGCAUAAAGAUUAAAAAAAUAUGAUUAGUAUGUUAUAGCUGUUCUGCAUUUCUAUGCAUAGAUGUGUAAGGGAAGAAAUAUCAAAGUCAUUCGUAUCUUAAAAUCUCCAGAAAUUGGUUUGACUGAUGAAUUCAUUAUCACUUGCUUGAAAUUAUUUAAUCCUUUUGAAAAUAUCUAAAAAGAUGAUAGAAUAAGAAAGCUAAAAAACUUAGAGUAUUUUAGAUGUUUCUUGGCACUUUAUUAAGAGACAAUCCUUGAUGCUGAUCCUUUGUUACGUAUUUCUGAAAGUAAAGUUAAUAGUAUGAUCCGUUAGGAUAUUCAAAAUUUCUAAAUCUCUGAUAAAUCUUAUAAGCUUUUCCAUGACUUUGUUUUAACAGAAGAUAGGCAUUAAUAUAUAAAUGCACGUUUGAAGGUCAAGACAUAAACAAGAAUUUUGGAUAAAGAAAAUGAAGAUGAGCAAGAGUACCAAGAAAUUAGAAAAUUUGCAGAUGAAAUUGUAUAAACAGAAGAACGAGAAAACAAAAUUACUUACUAAAUAAUGAAUUUCAUGUUUAAAGGUUACACCUCUAAAGAGUUAAGCAAUUGUUUAAGCGUUUUUAAAGAGCACGAACCAGAUGUUUAAUUAAAAACAUUAUUGUAGAUGCUUAAAAUAGUUCAUUCUCGUAUAGAUUUAGGAUACAAUGAUUUGUACACUAAUUCUCAUAUAAUUAAAAACAUAUAGUAAAUAUUUUAUGCCUUUAUUUGCUUCAAGUCAUAAUUUAAGUAUGAAAAAAAAACUUGGGUAUUUGAUUUAUUAUUAGCUAAUUUCAAAGAGUGCAAAGAUUAAUUCCUAAUCACUAGAGUCGUGCUUGAAGCUUCAAAAAUUAUUUAAGUACUGGAUUCUCUACAAAGAAAUCUAAUCAUUGUUUCUCAAAUACAAUAAAAUAUGGGUAAAAAGCUAACUAUAAAAUUUUAACCUACAAAUAAAUAGUUAAAGGGAGCAGGUUUAGAAUUAGGCAGAGAAGGCGAGAAAGAAAUAGAAAUGGUUAAUCUACUUAAUCAAGAAAAUAACUAAUAAGUUAUUGUUCUUACAACUGAAAAUAUAGAAGAGGAUCUCCAGAUGUAAAGAGAAGAAAGCGAGUAUUUUCAUAAAUUAGAAAAAGAAAAUCUAAAAUAAGAAGAAAGGGAUAAGAAGCAGGAUAAAAUUAGGAACAAAGAGAGUUAUGAAGAGAAAUUUAAAAAAAUUCAAGUAGGAGAAUUAGAAUUUGAUCUAUUUAGAUAAUCAAAUAUGACCAAAAUCAAGAGAAAUAAACAUAAUUUGGAAAAUUUAUAAGACUUAAGCAUAGGUACUUUGUUGUUUGAGACCCUUAAAUGCUCUCUCGAUAACCCCACUUUACAAUAAGCUCUUUCUUAAUAGCUUACAAAUUACAUUUAGCAAAAUAAAAUAUUGAUAGAAUUAUUUGAUUAGAUAGAAAUUAUAGACGAUAAAUAUGAAUUAUAGCUUUUGCGUGACAUAUGUGGUGAUACCUCAGAUUAAAUUUCAGCUAAGGAUAUGCUUGUGUAUGCUAAUAAGCUUACAAAUUUACUUUAAAAUAUGGCUAAAAAUAAAAUUGAUGUUGCAGAUUAAACUUAAUAAUUUUUACCAGCUUUAAAUUCAGCUAUAAAUACUAUGGUAAAUUAAUCAAUGUAAAGUAUGAGCAACCUAAAUUAAUCUAGCCAAAAGCAUUAAACCUACAUGCAGUUAUUUUAAGACGGCCUUGAUAAUAUAUUAAGCUUAUUUAGACUAGAUAACUAUGAAGAAUGUAAAAGAACAAUGAAAUUAGCUAAAUCAAAAGAAGACUACUUUACUUAACUUUAAAAUCUUCUGCGUAACACAAACUUCCACAAAAGCAUGCUUCAUCUGCUAUAAUACGCCUCAAUUUUCUUGUAAAAAGAAAAAAUUGAUGUAAAAGAUGACGAAAAUGGCACUUAUAAAACUCUCUAUAGCAAUAUUAUUGAUUUCUUAUACUAAUUUGUCAAGAAUAAUCCUUAAAAUAGAUUAGAAGUUCUACCUUAUUUCAAUAAAAUUUUAGAGUUAACUCUCUUUUAAUACGAUGCUUUAAGGACUCAUGAUUACAGUUCUGAAAAAAUAAAGAACCGUCCUCUCAAAAUUAGCAAACUGUGUAUUGAACUUCUUUAAGAUAAGAAAUAAGAAAUUGAUUAAAUAAAACACUACAUUAUGAUUAUUUUCGAAUAAAUCGAAAAGUAUAACCCAGAUACUUCUAAUAGCAAGUCUGAUAAAGCUGAAGAUUAAAUAUUGUCUAUCAUGAAAAAAUAGUCUAUUUGCUAGUACCUAAAAAUUUUAAUUUAACUGACUACUGCCGAUUACAAUGUUUGUAUAAAGGCUAACUAAUAAAAAAUAAUGGAUAACAUUUUAAACAGUUAAUCUUUAAAAUCCUUGUCUAAACCAUUUACAACCUAAGAAAUAGAAAAGUUGAGUCAUUAAAGAAAGAAAAAUAGUAAGAAGUUCACAUAAACUUAUUAUUAGUUCAAAAUGCACGAAUUAUGCCUGACUGUAUUAGCUAAGUGCUGCAAAAAUAAUAAAUUAUUAAUCUAAGAAAUUCACAGAAUGGUUUCAUCAGAUUCUCUCAAGAAUAACUUUAUUCUCCCUGCAACUCCUUUUAUGCUUAAAAGAGCAUACUUGAAGCUACUUUUUGAGACUUAUAUUUAAAGGGAUGACUCUGGAAAAUCAACAGAUUCUGAUGUUAUGCUUUCAGACGAAAUUGCUGAAGUAAUAGAGUAAAUAUACAAAAUAGUUGAUGAUAAAAACAACUACACUUAUCUUGAAGGUUUAGUCAAAAUUGAUCCUAAAAAUCAAAGUGAUUGCUGGGAGUUAAGAACUCAUAUUUUAUAAGAAAAAAUUAAUUAGAACAGAGCAGAAUUCAGCUAAGUUAUUCAGCAAGCUAAGAGAUUAUUAAGGGAUAAUAAAAUUAACAAGAGUGCAGCAGUUAACGGUGAGUAUGAUGGAAUUUUGAAAGAUCCAACUGAAUAUUGGAAGUUUUUGUUAAAUGAAGGUGUAAUCCAUUUUUUGACUGAUACAUUUGAUGAAAGAAUUUAGGAAUUAGGUUAAUCAUAAAAAAGUAGCUCUUUGAAAGAAUAAUACUCUAAAAUUAAAAAGAUGUUCGCUAAUAUAAUUGGAUUAAUAAACUAACUUGAAACAUCUUACAGGACUAAAAAAGAAUUUAUAACAAAUUUAUAAGAACAGAAGAUAUUUAUGCUUCGUGUUAAUGAUAUUAUUCCUAAAUAUAAGAGCUAAAAGGGAGGAGAAACCUUUAAGAUUGGAGCAACUUCUACUGGUAAAGUUUUAGUUUAAACUUAUAACACCAGAAAAGAAGAUCUUGAGGGUGGUGGCUUUUAAGAUGUAGAAGAUGACAACAAAAACGAUGUCGAGUUUUAUAAAUUUAUGAGGUUAUUCUUAAUAAGAAAUAGACUUACAAUAUAAAACUUUUGUGAAAAUUUGGUUAAUUUAAAAAAGAAUCUAAAAGCUGAAAGCACUAAGCCUCUACUAAAAGAAGCUAUUAGCAUGAUUAUAAAUAGAGAUAAACAAUAUGUAACUGAUAGCUAAAUAAUUGAAUUCUUGAAAGGAGAAUGCUUAAUAAAGAAAGUUAUGAAAAAGCGUCCUUACACCUCCUCUGCUAAUGAAGAAGACGAAGAAUUAGACACUGAUUUUGAUGAUCAAAACAUUUCUAUCAUUGUUAAAUAGCUAAUAAAAGUAUUAGGUAAAAAGAAAGGAUCUUAGGACAUAUCCCAAUUAGAAAAAGAUGAUGAAGAAGACCACAACAAGGACGACAUGAUUCCUCCAGAUAAAUUAGUUACAGAUUUAGAUAUAUCUGGUCUUAAAGAUAACUUAAAAAUGAAACUGCUUAAGCUUGCAUAAAAUAAUUUAUAAAUGAUGGGCGAAGCUCUCAAUAGCGUUGAUAUGGAAGAAACCCCUUUCACAAACUUUGAUGCUCAAGAUAGAGUGAUGGAAGAAGUUUUUAUUACUUAAAUAUUACUGGAAAUGAUUAAAAAACCGGAUAUCGAUCUUUUUUGUUUAUAUGAAUUUGGAGCAUAAAGUGAUAUGGAUGCUAUUUAUGUGAAAAAUUUGACAGAAAACAUAUAAAAUUUCAUUGAAGCCACAAAAAAAAUCUUUUAAAAAAAAACUAUAUAUUUAAUCAAAUUUUUGAGGGUGAUACUUGAAAUCAAGUAAAUCAAUUAAGAUACUAUUGAGGAUAAGACUCAUAAAGAUAAGAAUGUAUAGGAUAGAGCAUUUAAAGCUGUUAAGGAGUAUAAAAUAUUGCAAACUAUUGUUGGCAAAACAAAAAUUCAUGAGCCUGUUAUUGAUAUCAUAAUAAGAUCUAACUACCAAAAUGAAACUAUAGAAAGCUUAGUCUUGCUUAUGCAAAUGCUUAAUUAUGGAAAUAGCGAUAACUAAACUAUUGUGCUCAACUAUUUAAAACAAGAAAAAGAAAUUUGUUUGGAUUUCUUUUCUUAUUUAAGAGAUUUCUUUUAAAAUAAAUCUACUGAUGACUUAAUUUAAAUUAAGGAGUCUAGAAGAAAAGUACCAAAGGAGACAGUAUAUUUUGAAGUACAUUCUUAUUUAAUUCUAAGAGUGCUUUAGCUUUUCUGUGAAAAUGUUAACAUACGCUUCUAAAAUUUCUUGAGAUAGUAAAAUGAAAAUAUGGGUAUUUACUCUGCAAAUACAAACGUUGUGUUAGAAACAUCAAAUUUCUUAUCAUUCUUACUUGAGGAUCCAUUCACAUCUAUAGAAUGUAAAAGUAAAAUGAUAAGGUAGUGUCUGGAAACUCUUGUUGAUUUCUCAACUGGUGCUGGUGAAAACUAAACAAUUAUAUGUUAAAAUAAAAGAUUAUUUAGCUUUUUACAAGACAAAAUACUUGAUAUGAAAGUAGAUUUUUCUAAACCUAAUUUUUACGAAGAUGAAAAAGUGGUAGCAAAACAAGAGAAUAAAAUAAAUAUGCUGAUUAGCAGUAUAAAAUUCUUAACGACAAUGGUUUAAGGUAAUCGCUCACCAGAAAAUUUAGUCCACAUAUUAAAUCAUAUAGAAUGUGAUAAGCUAUUAUACUUAAUGUACAGGAUUUAUAAAGAAAGAUUGAAACCAAUCUAAAAGAAUCUAAUCCUUGAAAUAUAAUGCCCAAGCAAAGCAAAUAGAAAACAUGAGAAAUGCAAUGAUAGCAUUUGUUAUAAAGGAUAUGUUACAGAUUUUGAUAAUUAUUUAUAUGAAGUUGGCUUCCAGAUAUUUACAAUAUUUUGCUACUUAAUGGAAGUUUUCCCAGAAGAACACGCUCUAGAUCCAUUCACUAAGCUCUUAGAUUCUAAAUACGAUUUUAAUAUCUUUGAUUUCAUGACCGAAGACUGGAGAAGAGAUAAUAUAGUUUCCAGAUUCCAAACAAACUUAAGAAAAUAAAAAGCUAAAAAAUUAAGACUAUUUGAAAGAAAGAAAGAGAAACUACCCGCUAUAGUUCCUCCUCAAGGUAAUCAAUUGGACUAAUAAUAAGGUAAUUCUUUACAAAACAAAAAAUCAUCUUCAGUUGAGCCCUUAAUCGAAAAUGGUAGCAGAUAAUAGAUAGGAUCUUUCCAAGCUCUAGAUUCAAACCAGAAAGAUCCAAGUAGCUUGAAAUAAGAAAAAGUGAAAAGCAUUAUAGUUAGAAUUUUCACAAAAUAAGACAAAGACAGAGUAGAAAAAUUAGAUGAAACUUUUAAAUUUGAUGUGAAUUUCAAUAGAAUAAUAAAUCAAGAUAAUUAAAAUAAGAGAGCAGUACAAGACAUCCGUAAAUAAAUGUACAGAGAAUAAACACUUGGCGAUGAUGAAGAUUAUAUUGGCAAAGAAAAGCCAAAAAGUCUUCUUAAAAUAUUAUUAGAAUGCAUAUACGAUGUAGAAAUGAUGGAACAUGUUCCAAGAUAUUUCUUCUUUUUCAAGAAUUAAGUUGGUAUUACAGAAAUAAAUAUUAAUGAUAACAUCUAGCUCAUAUACUUCUAAAAGCCUUUCUGCUCUAAUUUCUUAACUCCUUACAUUAAAAACCACUUGAUUUAUGAAUCAAACAGAGAAUCUGAUGAAGACAGACUGUUAUUCUUAUUGGAAAACUUUAGCUUUUACUACAAACAAAUGAUUUACAAACAGUACUGGUAUUAGUUUAAGAUUCAUUUAAUUAUGGAGAACUGGAGAACAAUCAAGGAUAUUCAAUUUAUCUUCUUACUUUUGAUUGUAUUCUUGUAACUUUUCUUCCUUGAAGGAUCUAUUGGUGAUGAAACUGGAGGUAAUACAAAAUUAGAUGAUUUAACAUAGGUAUUUGCCAUAAUUUAGCUCAUUCUAACAAUUUUUGUUCUUCUCUUUUGUGGUAUUGAGAGAUGGAAAAUUUCAAUUAAUCGUUUUACAAAUGCUGAUUCAUGGAGGAAGAUUUAAUAUUUAAAAGAAAAUGCAGGCUUGACUAGAGAAACUCUUAUAACUAAAUUUUAAAAAACUCUAUUUUACCUUUAAGAUGAUCUCAAUCCAAGCAACUAUAAGAGAAAAAGCUUCGUUUAUAGAUUAUUUAUUUAUACAUUCUUAAUAUGCUCUGACUUUGAAAAUUUCUACCAUGCAUGCUAUUUGGCAAUAACUAUAGCAGGUUUCUUCUUGAAAGGCCCACUCAUAUAUGGUAUACUUCUAUUGGAUAUCAUUAAGAGAAGUCACUAGCUACAAUAAAUUAUCAAAUCAAUCACUCAAAAUUUAUACAAUAUUUUUAUAUUCACUUACUUGGGAGUUAUAGUUAUGUACAUUUUUGGUAUUGGUGGAUUUGUAUAUUUUAGAGCAGAUUUUAGUUAAGAUAAUAAGGCCUACAAUAAUACCUUUAUCUCUACAGUAGCUUCAGUUAUUAACGUAGGUCUCAGGAAUGGUGGAGGUAUUUCUGAGUCAAUGAAUAAUGUUGUUUAAGAUAGUAAUGGCGAUGACAAGCUUGAAGUAGUGAGUGAAAAUUACUUUUGGGGAAGAUAUUUUUAUGAUUUAUUCUUCUUUAUUCUAAUUAAUAUGCUCUUCAUUUAAAUUAUAUUUGGUAUUAUCCUUGAUACCUUCGGAGAAUUAAGAGCUGCAUAGGACAAAAUCAGAGAAGAAGUUGAUUAGAAAUGCUUUGUCUGCAGUAUGUCAAGGGGUUAUAUUGACAGUCGUAGCGAAGAAGGUUGGUAUUCUCAUAUCUAUUUACAUCACAACGCAUAUCACUUAGUCUUCUAUCUCAUUUACAUAACCAAAAAGGAUGAAACUGAAUGCAAUUAUAUUGAAAAAUAUGUCAAAAAGUGUAUAGAAUAGAAAUAAAUUGGUUUCAUUCCAGAUAGAUAGUCAACAGAAGUACCUGAAUAAGAGCCUGUUAAAGAAGAAGGAGAGUGA
This is a messenger RNA of Tetrahymena thermophila SB210, 10350 nucleotides long. RefSeq names its product cation channel family protein. The transcript is spliced from 27 exons. Gene Ontology annotation, biological process: transmembrane transport; calcium ion transport. Gene Ontology annotation, molecular function: monoatomic ion channel activity. Lineage: Eukaryota; Ciliophora; Oligohymenophorea; Hymenostomatida; Tetrahymenidae. The record is from RefSeq and is a predicted model, not a curated record. Gene Ontology annotation, cellular component: membrane.